Molecule: messenger RNA, 366 nt
Organism: Sphaeroforma arctica JP610
Lineage: Eukaryota; Ichthyosporea; Ichthyophonida
Exons: 2
Coding region: 1-366 (121 amino acids)
Source: RefSeq, a predicted model, not a curated record
AUGGUAAUGGCCAACAAGCGGGUGGUGGUGGUGGUGGUAACCACGGAGAAACCGCGGGCGCGGGGCAAGAAGGUGAUGAAGAAGCGGCAUAAGCCGCGUCGACCAUUAGAGCGUGUGGCUGGUGGAGUCAACGAGCGUUUUCGCAGCAGUGUGGAUAGCGAUAGUUCUACUGAGGACAGUACUUUGCAGCCCACUGCGGCAAGUUCGGCGUCUGAAGUGUCGUCUGGGGAUGACGACUGUCGGGAUAUUAUGUCGGACUCUGAUAUCUCGAGUGACGAGAACAUAACAUGGCCCACUAUGGGUUAUCGUCCGUUGACCAGUGUCUCUGAGGCGUCCGAUUCCAACGGCUCGGAAGGAUGCAAGUGA